Frankliniella occidentalis (western flower thrips) is the source of this 906-nucleotide messenger RNA. RefSeq lists its product as uncharacterized. NCBI's taxonomy places the organism in Eukaryota, Metazoa, Arthropoda, Insecta, Thysanoptera, Thripidae. The record is from RefSeq and is a predicted model, not a curated record.
AAGGGACCGGCCAGGUUCGAGCCGGGCAUGACUCACCAUACGGACGCGGUCAGCACGCACACGGGGGAGGACGCCCUCCUCAGGACCCUGGCACCCAUGGACCGCGGCCAGCUAUACGACCUGGCUGAGCUGCUGCUCUCCGAGCUCAUUCCCGGAUGGGACGAGGAGGACCAGGACUUCGAGGAGGACACCGAUGACGAUGUCGACUUCGGGGACAUGGAGGACAGCGGCCACUCCAACGUGGGCGCCGUGGACGUGGUGGUGGACGCCAGCUACCGAGCCUGCAUCGAGGAGGCCGAGCGCUACCUGGUGCAGUGCGAGGGCUUCGAUGCCGAGGGCAGCGUCGUGGCGGGCAUGCGGCAGCACCUGCACCUGGCGAGGGUCAGCGCAGCUGCGACCGGCCCGCCGCGAGUCGUCGCGCACCGGCCACCCGGCUACCCCUAGCACCUGCAGGUGUCUCAGGUGUGUCCGCGACACCUCCGCAUCGACAACAGCCGCGCCCUGCUGCCUGCAUCGUCCUGGGUAUAGCUGCCCUCCAACACAAUUGCAGCUGUUCUCGUCAGCAGCCUGUCACAGCUGCAGCUGCGCCAGGCACGCUGCCGUGCUACGUCCGCUAACUGCGCUGCGGAUCGCAUCACGCCAGCUGAGGCAGCUGCGUCAGCGAGCCGUCCGGCCACACUACAUUGCAGCCCUCUUGUCUUCCAUACACUCCCUUUGCUUUCGAUUGAAGGGAAAACUUCCACUUUCUUUGUGCUUCUAGUCAAUAGAUAAGGACUAAGAAUAAUGUUUGUGAUAUUAGGCUUAAGACCGUUGUGUUGUUGUAUUUAUCGAGUACAAGUUUUGCUCUAAAUACUUGAUCUGUGUAACUACCAAAAAUUUAUAAUAAAACACACAAAUUUUCAAUAA